CUGAGUCAUUUGACGCUACAUUUGACGCCACAUUUGACGCCAUGAGCUCUUUGGUCGCGGAGUAUGCAAGGAAGGCCAGGAAGGCCUGCUUUGGUGGCCAAGCUACGUGCAGUUGCCAGAGGUCGCCUCGGCGACGUGGACGGCGCUGUGGCUGCCCUGGAACUCUUGGCGCCAGAUGUGUUGCCAACACUGCCGCCACGUCAGCUGGCCUUAACUACGUGGUCCUUGGCACGUUUGGAGGCAGAUGGCCUCGCGACGGCCUCCGAAGAUGUCCUCAGCCGCGCCAGCGAGUUCGAUGUGCACGAGCUUUCGAUGAUGCUGUGGGCCUUUGCAUCGGGACCCGACAAGCGGUCUCCAUGGUGCCACAAAGUAGAUGCAGAUCGGCCUGAUCGGAAGGAGGUGGCAAAGCAGCUCAUGGAUGAAGCUCUGAGAAAGCUGGCAGAAGCAUCUAUGGCUAAUUUGGGCAAUUUGUUGUGGGCCAGCGCCACCUUGAACGGCAUAAACCUCGUUGAAGUAGCAGAGCGGGCUGCGGUUCGCAUGUGUGAGCCUGCUUUUCUGGAAGCAUCACCACAAGGAGUUGCCAAUAUGGCAUGGGCCUUGGUGUUUGCAUCGCCUUCCGGGAUGCACCAAGCACUGACUCGAGCUGCAGAAGUCGCAGAGCUUCGCACUCCAGAGUUCCGUCCCAGAGACUUGGCAGCUCUUGGAUGGGCCUUGGCGGUGGCUGCACAGGCUGAACUGGUGCCAGAACUGUGGCUUCGAGUCGCACAUGCUUCCCUUGAGGCAGCUCUUGAAGCUCCUCAUGGACGCAAUAGUGGAAAGCUUUUGGCGCAGACAGCCUGGGCGUGCGCAUCGAUCCGGACGUCUUCGGAGCCCUUGUGGAACAGGCUAGCAGCUGGGUUGGCUCACUGCGCAGGAGACAGCUUAUCGAGCCAGGAUGUGGCUAAUGGAAUUUGGGCGCUGUCAACCAUGUCCUGCCAGCCAUCCUCACUGGAGGCGUUGGUUGCCGUGGCGCAAGGCCGAAUUCAGAGCUUCGAGCCAAGACAGCUUGCGGCAUGCGCAUGGGCACUCGCAACAACGAGAGAUCAUUCCAGCAGUUGGUUGGAGGCCCUGGCCUCCGCAGCGGCUGUAGCCACUAGCCCUGGUGCUUUGCCGCUGCUGGGUGCCAGCGCUUGGGCACUGGCAAGCUGUGACAAACCAGAAUUGCUGCAGGCAUUGCUGCCGACCAUUGCUCCUCUGUUGAAGUGUGCUGACAGCCCAUCACACGAAGCAAUGCUGCAACUGGCAUGGUCUAUCUCCUUGAGCGGCUUGAGCACUUCACAGAGGCCAUUGUUGGAUAACAUCGAAGAGCUGCUUCGUUUGGAAGGAAAACUCCGGGAUGGUACGAGGAGUGACAAAGUGAAUCCUCUGCAAAUCCCAGAGGUUCACCAAUGCUUCACCAAGGUGCUUGCCAUGGCGGAAUUGCCCCGCAUCGUCUUUCAGGAUAAAGAUCUGGUCAUUCUCUACAAGCCCAUUCAUUGGGAGGUUGAUGAUGGAAUCACUGGCAAACUAUCCUCAGGGCGACGACCUUUGCCUUUGUCAGCCUUCAUGCAGCAGCGCUUCCCAAACAGGCCCAUCUUGCACGACACCAGUCUUGGGUGUGGUUUUCAGGGACGCCUAGAUGUUCAAUCUUCCGGUUUGGUGAUGUGCGCUUUAACGUACGAGGCUUUUUUCUUGUUGCAGUUUAGGCAGGACACCCACGAUGUGGCACGCGAGUACUUGGUACUUUGCCACGGUUUGGUGCCACAGGAGUUGAACGAGAUCCGAGCACCUCUUUGGAGCAAAGAAUCCUCCAGCCGCGUGGAUUUCGUUCGUGGCGCAGCCGCCAAGACCCUCUUGCAGCCAAUUGCUUGGUUCAGAAGAGAUGGAUCUGAGAAUGAACACUACAGCUUGCUGGUGAUUUCCAUUGUGACUGGAAGAAAGCACCAGAUUCGCUGCCAUUUGGCGCAUGUGGGGCACCCUGUUGUUUGCGACGGGCGCUAUGCGGCAGAGGAGCUCUUUAAGGACGUGACGUGGUGUCCUCGCAAUUUCCUUCACCGCUUUCGCAUCGAACUCCCGGGCAUUGCAUCCAGGGAAAAGGUCGAAGCCUGCGAUUCGCUGCCCAGAGACCUGCAGCAAGUCCUGGGUCAGCUAAUGCCUGCCGAUCCAGCGUCGGCCGCAGUUCAAAAAGAUCUUGUCGCUGGGGAGGAGCCUGUGCCGUUUGCAGAUUGGCUUCUCGUCACAGAAAAACACAUGUCGGCUGCUUUGAGUUCCAUCGCUGGAGUCUGCACCAUUGUGGAGGCAAAACUAAGCAACAAAAAACCUGAUUGA
This is a messenger RNA of Cladocopium goreaui, 2346 nucleotides long. The record is from the annotation of a GenBank genome assembly. Lineage: Eukaryota; Dinophyceae; Suessiales; Symbiodiniaceae.